AUGGAGCAGCUCGAGCGAGAGAUACGGAAGGAGAUCGACGAGAUGCACACGAGCGUGUCGCUGAUGGACCGGCUCGAGGCGGCCGACACGAUGGACGAGGAGCGGCGCGACGAGCUCCUGUCAGCGACGCGGGCCGCCUUCGAAAACGCGAACGCGAACAACGUAAAGAACAGUCUCACCGACUCGCAGAUAUCGAUCAUAUCCAAGCACGACGGGUACCUGGACUCGGACCACUUUUACAGCACGCCUGAGACCGCUGCCGUCGCCGCCGUUGCCGCCGCCGCUGGCAAGGAUAACAGUGUGGCAGGAACCAAUAGUAGCGGAACUGACGCGAAACACGUCGUGGCCGCCGCCGCUGCCGUAUCCGACCCCGAACAAAACCAAAGCGAUCCACGAAGCCCGGGAGCGCCAGUGGCCAGCGGCCAAAGCGCACACAAAAAAGCCGCAGCCCAAAAAAGCAAGACGGAAGCGAAGCCCGGCUCUGCCAAGCAGGGGCCGGUCGCUGCCCAGGAAGCCUGCGCAGCGCAUGACGCGCCCGGCAAGGGCGCACCGGCUGCAGGGAGCGUGCCGCUAGGCAGCCUGCUAUUCGCCACGGAUGGCGGUGCACCGGUCAAGCACGGCAGUCGCAGCAGCAGCAAGCUUCCGUCUACGAUCGGACUCGGGCUGAUACAGCUGGUGCUGAGUGUCACGUUGGCCGCGCUCGGCGGGAUGGUGAUCGCGCGGAACGCGUCCCUAGCCAUGGCCGGUACGGGCCUGUGGUGCGGGGCCAUCGCCGGUAUCGCUGGAUCGCUCGGAUUGAUGAACAUUAAGAUGGCGAAGACAGGCUUCCUGGCGGUCAAUCUGAUUUGCGUCGCCUCGAGCACACUCGGGCUCGCCCUCACUGGCAUCGGUGCCGUCCGGGACGCCAACAUGGCGCAACAGGAUGAGUUAAUCUGGGGAGCUGUAACAGCCGGAACCGGGCUACUAGUGACGCUGGCGAUCCACUUCCUCGUCAGCGUAUUUUCCGUCUACUAUUCGGCGCUCAAGCUCUGCUCCAGACCAGCACCAAAGCGGCGGAUGAUCGAUAACGUUAUGCACAGUAACUCGCAGGCGUUUAUGGCACAGCAGAAGGUGGAGGACUACAUAAACUCGUUGCGCGUGGAGCCAAGCAUUAAGGAUAUGAUGUAUCAGACCAUGCUAAAGCGAAGCUGUGGUUCGAUGUACGGUGGCGACAGCAAACACCGCAUUGAGGACAACUUCAGUAGCGGAAACUCGCACCGCCUCCUUCUGGUCCCUGCCGGAGCCGGCAACGGCCUUCCGUCAAUGAUUCCGAUGUACCCAGGGAUGCAGUCGACAAUGGCUAGCAACGCGACAGUGAUGUAUCCCGCGAACCUGUUACCACACGGAUUACCCCACCCUCAACCGUAUCCGGAGAGUGCCCUCAUGGAGGCGCAAAUCGCCAGAACCAAUCGCAAGCGGUCCACGAUGCGGAUGAACCAAGAGCGCACCAGUGUGGACGCGGAGCGACCGAGAAGAAAGUCGGACUCGGAUCUAGAGAAAACCUUCACCUACACGGGCCUUGACCGAGACAUCGCUGAUAGCUAUUUGGCAAAAGAGGAGGAGAAGCUAACGAGCAGCAUCGUGAGCAGCAGCGGGCAGCACAUGUCGCCGCCGCACACCUACCAUCACGAUCUAAUGCUAAUCGAUCAUCGUACAAAUUUCGAACGAUACAACAGCGUAAAUAUAUGAGUUGGAGGAGGGAACAUUAUUUCAUUAUUACCAGUAGAGUAUCUGCUCGACAGAAGUGUAGUCGAUGGGAUGUUUUAUAUUGUGAAUUUGUUGUUAUAUAGUAUUUGUAUAGAUUGUUACUCUUGCGUUGUUCCCAUGCAAACUAGUAUAAAAUAUGGCUAAUUGCAAUGGCAACAGAAGUAGGAAUA
Messenger RNA from Anopheles bellator, 1916 nucleotides. RefSeq lists its product as uncharacterized. Bases 1 to 1728 code for a protein of 575 amino acids. The transcript is spliced from 4 exons. NCBI's taxonomy places the organism in Eukaryota, Metazoa, Arthropoda, Insecta, Diptera, Culicidae. The record is from RefSeq and is a predicted model, not a curated record.